Messenger RNA from Olea europaea var. sylvestris, 2520 nucleotides. Its product is annotated as cold-responsive protein kinase 1-like. Gene Ontology annotation, biological process: protein phosphorylation. Lineage: Eukaryota; Viridiplantae; Streptophyta; Magnoliopsida; Lamiales; Oleaceae. Gene Ontology annotation, molecular function: ATP binding; protein kinase activity. The transcript has 10 exons. The record is from RefSeq and is a predicted model, not a curated record. The coding region runs from base 344 to 2383 and encodes 679 amino acids.
UGUUUAGUUUUUUGCAAAUUCAACGUGCAUCCAUAGAUAUCGUAUCCAUUGAUUUUACUUUAGUUUUAUAUUCAUUAGCGGGAAAGAGAAAUGCUUUAGAACUGGAGAAUUGGAUUUUCUGAUUGUUUUCGAAUAAUUAUGUUCAUACAUUUUAUUGUCGGCUGGAGUAUGUUGCAUUUAAAGUGGGAAGUGACUAUUCAAUGUUUUGGUACAGAUUGUGAUCAUAUCGAGAAUUGAAUAAGUACGUGCAAAAUUCCUGCAAAUACAAGUAAGAGGAACCCUAUGGAUGUGUUGAGAAGGUGAAAUUAUCAAAUUACUGGCCAUCAAUUAACUAAGGGGAAAAAUGACUGUGGAGAGGCUUGGGAAAAUUGUGGUUGUGGGAAUACAAUUCGAUGGCCAUACUAAAGAGUUAAUGGAUUGGGCUGUUAUGAAAGUAGCUGAUCCUGGAGAUUGCGUGAUUGCCAUUCACGUUUGUAGGAGUUCUGACUCCGUCCCGAGAGAGAAUGCUUUGUUGGAUGAUUAUUUGGAAGACUAUAAAGGGAUGUGUAACCAAAGGCAGGUUGCUCUCAGUUCGGAGGUCUUGAAAGGAAAUUCUAUCAGAAAAGUUCUGGUGAGAGAAGCAAAGAACCAUUCUGCAUCGGUUGUUAUAGUGGGGAUAACUAAGUUUAGUUCUUUCGGGGGUUGGUCUUCAAUUGCUAAAUAUUGUUCAAGGCGACUUCCUUCGACGACUGAAGUCAUGGCAAUUCACAAUGAGAAGGUUGUGUUCAGGAGGAGUUCCAAAAAUCAACCUGAAGGUCCUCAAAAAGAUCCGAAGCCGAGUUUUUAUUUAACUGGAAUCCCCACUUUCAAAGAUACUCAAUCUGAAUUUGGUGUAUCUGAGAUAUCAGAGAUGGGAAGGCUAAGUUAUGAUGGGAUUCUGACCUCCAAAGAUGAAGUUUUUAGCCCUGUUGGAAGACACAAAAAAGGUUCUCUGAGUUCGAUUUCUCUUCCUGCAGAGGAUUUUACACAGCAGAGGCCGGGUUGGCCCCUGCUCCAAACAUCUAGUUCUAUAACUCAACCAAGUCUUGAAGCAAGAAAAAUGUCGGUUGUGAGAUGGGUAAUGAGCUUACCAAGUCGAUCUUCGCUAGAAGUUUCUGAAUUAAAGUCCAUUCUGGGUAACACGGGGGAUGUUUUGGGAGGAGAAUACAGAAACUGUACACCCUAUGGUACAGUAGACAAAAUAUCUAGUCUCAAAGGGCUGCCCCAAGAGUUGGAGCUGAUACUCGAAACGAAUCCACAUACCUGCAAAUGGUUCAUCUAUGAUGUGCUCAGAAUGUCAGCUUCUCAGUUCUCUACAGCCAAUCUUAUUGGACAAGGAGGGUGUAACUCUGUAUACAAGGGGCUUCUUCCUGAUGGCAAACGAGUGGCAAUUAAAAUUUUGAGGUCAACAAAGGAAGCAUGGAAGGAUUUUAUACUGGAAGUCGAUAUAAUGACCACAUUGAAGCACAAAAGAAUUGCUCAUUUGCUUGGGAUUUGUGUAGAACAUACUAAUUUAAUCUCUGUUUAUGACUUUUUGUCUAAAGGAAAUUUAGAAGAGAACUUGCACUGUAACAGAAAGGAAAAGUCUGUUUUGCAAUGGGAAGUAAGAUUCAAAGUAGCUGUUGGGAUUGCUGAAGCACUAAAUUACCUACACAAUGAAUGUCCAAGGCCUGUAAUCCAUAGAGAUGUCAAAUCCUCAAAUAUUCUUCUCACCGAUGAUUUAGAACCACAGUUGUGUGACUUUGGAUUGGCAAUAUGGGGCCCUACAUCAGCCUCUUUCCUGAGUGACAGAGAUGUAGUAGGAACCUUUGGCUAUCUUGCUCCUGAGUAUUUUAUGUAUGGGAAAGUCAGUGACAAGAUUGAUGUGUAUGCUUUCGGUGUAGUUCUACUAGAAUUGCUAUCGGGAAGAAAACCAAUUGGUUUGGAGACUCCAAAAGGUCAAGAAAGCUUAGUCAUGUGGGCAAAAACUAGACUAGAAACUGGAGAUCUAAAAAGCAUUUUGGAUCCAAAUUUGGAAGUUGAUAUUAAUGUGGAUCAAAUGCAAAGAAUGGCUCUAGCAGCUACCCUCUGUCUAAAACAAGCUGCCCGUCUUCGUCCCAAAAUUUCCCAGAUACUAGGUAUCCUAACCGGGGAAAAUUGUAUGAAUGAUGUAAAAACCAAAUACAGUGAUCACAAUGAUUCUGAAAGCCUGGAUGAUAUUGAUGAUGAAGUUUAUCCAGAUUCAAGUGCAGAAUCCCAUUUAAGCCUUGCAUUUCUUGAUGUGAAUGAUAAUUCUACAUCGUUCAGCAGUAUGGAGCAAAGCAGCCCUCUUUCUGUCGACGAAUAUUUGAAGAUAAGGUGGAGCAGGUCAUCAAGUUUAGAGUAGUUUCUGUGAAGUGUGUAAAUUGUAUAGUUGUGAAAAUGGGUAGCCUGCACCCAAUAAUGAGGUGAUGUGUGAAGGAAUUUUUUGGCUAGAGUCUUUGAAGAGUGGUGUGGACAUAAGCUAAUAAUAAUAACACGCGA